AUGGGCGCAAGCGAUUCCAAGAUUGUCUUCAAGCAAGGCAUUUUCAAGCUCUCUGAGGAACGCCAUAUUCCUUCAGGCGAUCCAUACUGGACAUCGUUUUGGGAGCUUCCAGAAUCUUCCGAGGAUGUUUUCAGCCUUUUCUCUCCAAACGACAUCCGAAGAACCCGGGACAAAGCAUUAGAAAACAUCGAAACCUUAAUAUUAGCAUUAACGUCGCGGCUAUUCCUGCUUCGAUACCAUCCAUCGUUUCCCGAUCCCGAGCUCGCUCCCGAGAAGGAUGCCUUGAACUGCAUUCGAGUAUUAACUCGGUUGCUUCCCUAUCUAUACGAAAAAGAGAGCCUAAGUAGCUGGCAAGAACGCUUCUUUUGGGGCCAGCGUCGAAGGAAAACACGGCGGGCCAUCAUCGCAAACGAAGUCCUUUUCGACGGAGCAGAGAAUGACAAAGAAGAAAGCAAACCUAAUGCUGAGGAAUACGAAGAAGUCAAGCCCCUUGCAGAGGAGCUAAUAGACACUCUGAUAGAUUUACUCUUUUAUUCCGACCUUACCAUUACUCGUCAACCUCAUGGCCACGACAAAGUCACCUACGCAAUAUGGCAGAGCGGUGUUGGAUGCAAUAAUGCCGUUGCCACAACCAAGGAACUUGAGAGCAACCGGGCGGAGAUCCUACGACUACUGCUGGCGCUGGCUGGUCAAAGCAUGUACUCCACACCAGGAGUUCUCGCUCAAGCUGGAACACGAACGUUGACAUAUCUCUGCACCUGCCAGGACAAGCAAAUUGUCCUUUCGGUUCUCUGCUCUCUACUUAAUACGACUCUCAAAUUCAACCCGGCAAGCUGGCGAGUGCCGUAUAACACACUGGGGUUCAAAGAUGCGAAGCAAAUAUUGGUGACUUAUUCUCUAGAGUUUCUGCUCACGCUACUCGUAUACCCGAUUCCUGAACAGACCACUCAGUCGAGUAUAUCUUCCAAGAACUUUUACCGCCAUUUCCUGGGUCGUUUGCACCGACCGCAAGACUUUCAGUUUAUCGUUGAUGGCAUGUCGAGAAUACUCAGCCAGCCACUCCAAGAAAAGACAUCAUACCUGCCAGGGGCUCAGGCCACUACCAACUUCGCACCUGAAAUCCUGAUGUUCUUCUGGGAAAUAACACAAUGCAAUAAGCGAUUUCGAUCCUUCAUCAUUGAUACGAACCGAGUGCAUGACUUUGUGGUGUUAACAAUAUUUUAUGCGCUGGAGUACAAAAACGAACCCGCCAAGCAGGGAGUCGUCCGAAUGUGCGCAUUCUUGCUCCAGACGCUAAGUGUUGACUCAAAGUUUGGUCCUAGUCUGAACAAGCAAUUCGAGGGUCAAGACAGCCUACCUGUAGGCAUCCGCAUCAACGGCUUCAAGGGCACGUAUUGCGAUUUCCUGAUCCAUUCCAUCUACAAUCUCAUUACAUCAAGCCAAGGCAGCUUCACAGCCAUCUAUCCGGCCCUCUUGGCGGUUAUUAACAACAUAUCGCCAUAUAUUCAGGGACUCGGUGCGGCAGGCAGCUCACAGCUAAUGCACCUGUUCACGUCUAUGUCAUCCCCAUCGUUUCUUCUCGCGAACGAGACGAACUAUCAACUCUUGCACUCACUCAUGGAAUCCAUAAGUGCCAUCAUCGACCAUAACUAUCGGAAGAACCCUGAACUUGUCCUGGCUAUUAUCAAAAAUCGAAAGCGAAUCGAAGCUUUGCGGUCUUUCACGCUUGAAAGUGGCCAAGAGGAGAUUGAGCGAAGAAAACGGCUGAAGAAGGAUCGUGUCGACUCGGUAGACUCUGGAUCUAUCCGAAGCUCAUUCGAUUCCACACGAAGCCCAUCUGUUGCUCCAGUCAAGUCUCCAAUUUUAGAUGAAAUCACUGAGGAUGGCACUUUUGCGAUUGGGGACUCUGACGACGAUAGUGAUGAAGACCCUCAACCGACGCCGACCCAAUCGACGACGAGUGAGAACGUGUCACAAGCCUCAUCAGCAGGCAACUUUGAUGAUGCCGUCCCAACUCAGCUGCGUGGCAUGUCGGAAAAGGCUCGUGGCAAGAUGCCAGCUGGAAGCCGCUCGUUCUCGAGACAGAAUAGUACUACAAGUCUUGGCGGGCAAUCGUCCUCGGCAAGAAUGCAGAGUGGUUCAUUUGAGCCUACCUCCCAGUGGAUCGACGGCUGGCUGCCAGAGCUACCUCUUCACAGCAUCUUGACGUUGAUCCAGCAGGUUUCUAGUGUGUUGCCUCGUCAGGCUGGUCGAGAAGUGCUAACUCCAGAGCUUGUUCGUCGCAUCCAAGAGAUUGAUUUGAUUGGUAUAGAACCUUCUCCGGCUCGGGUCCAUUCUUUUGAGUGGUCUCCCCUUGCCUUGGGGUGGUACGAAUCGCUGUUAUGGGGCGUCGUCUUUUCCAAUGAGAUGCAGAUUGCGAAGGGAACAAUGGGCAUCUGGAGUGGCACGGCAAUCAAACUAUUCCGCGUGCAAGAAACUGCGCCAGCGGGACCUACGCUCACUUCUCCCAGGGGGGCGGUCGAUGCUGUAGGCAGCAACAUUGUCUCUCGUAUCGGACAAAUCAACCUGCGAGGGGGACAACCAGCACCAAAUGCAAAUCCCAGUACCUCACCAAGGAUGGGCCCAUAA
This is a messenger RNA of Metarhizium brunneum ARSEF 3297, 2628 nucleotides long. It is a transcript of the gene HID1, whose product is annotated as Protein HID1. Gene Ontology annotation, cellular component: Golgi medial cisterna; membrane; Golgi trans cisterna. The record is from RefSeq and is a predicted model, not a curated record. Lineage: Eukaryota; Fungi; Ascomycota; Sordariomycetes; Hypocreales; Clavicipitaceae.